This is a messenger RNA of Coregonus clupeaformis (lake whitefish), 4746 nucleotides long. Its product is annotated as cAMP-dependent protein kinase catalytic subunit alpha. NCBI's taxonomy places the organism in Eukaryota, Metazoa, Chordata, Actinopteri, Salmoniformes, Salmonidae. The record is from RefSeq and is a predicted model, not a curated record. Gene Ontology annotation, biological process: peptidyl-serine phosphorylation. Gene Ontology annotation, cellular component: nucleus; cAMP-dependent protein kinase complex. Gene Ontology annotation, molecular function: cAMP-dependent protein kinase activity; ATP binding; protein kinase A regulatory subunit binding.
UUUCCAUAGGAGUUCCUCUCUGGGCUUCAUAACUAUAACCCCUGGCUGUGGUGAUGCCCCUCCCCCUGGUGACCAGGCACCUGCUGUUGAUCAGUGUGUGUGUGUGUUUACAGGAUUGGGAGCAGGAGGUAGAACUGUGUGCAGAAUAAAUAUAGAUACAAACAGAGCACAGGUCCAAUUGAUCUAUGUGAGUUGUUGUAAUGAGAGCACAGCGCUGUGGGCUUUGUUCGUUUGGCUCUGGACUACCAGGGGCUCUGGCUGCUGAGUGAGCUCUGCUCUGUGCCCAGCCAGGACACAGUAGAGACAGACAGGGGAAACUGGAAAAGUGAAUAUAGAAGGUGAGAGAAGAAACCAAGGAAGUUUGAGGUGGUCUGUGGAUUUCUGGAGGAGAACAUGACAGGAGAAGGGGAGAUGAGCCAACCACUGUGAGGAGGAACGAGGAAGAAGAGGCAGGUAGCGACGUAGUAGCGACAGGGCUGAUGUCAGGCUCAGACAGCCACAGGAAGAGCUCCAGGAGGCAUGGUAGCAGGAAGAGGGAGUCUGGGUCCACCUCCGGCUCCGGGGCUGCAGAGGCAGCGGCUGCAGCACCAGAGAUGCCCAUAGUCAUCCCUGACGUGAAGGAGUUUCUUGCCAAAGCCAAAGAAGAUUUCCUCAAGAAAUGGGAGAAUCCAGCACAGAACACUGCAGCCCUGGAUGGCUUUGACCGCCUGAAGACCCUGGGCACGGGCUCGUUUGGUCGAGUCAUGCUGGUCAAGCACAAAGAGUCGGGCCAGCAUUUUGCCAUGAAGAUACUUGACAAACAGAAGGUUGUGAAGCUGAAGCAGAUAGAACACACACUGAAUGAGAAACGCAUCCUGCAGGCCGUCAGCUUUCCCUUCCUGGUGCGGUUGGAGCACUCUUUCAAGGACAACACUAACCUGUAUAUGGUGAUGGAGUAUGUCCCUGGUGGUGAGAUGUUCUCACAUUUAAGGAGAAUUGGCAGGUUCAGUGAGCCCCACGCCCGCUUCUACGCCGCCCAGAUUGUUCUGACCUUUGAAUACCUUCACUCACUGGACCUCAUCUACCGAGAUCUGAAGCCUGAGAACCUGCUCAUUGACAACCAGGGAUACAUACAGGUAACAGAUUUUGGUUUUGCAAAGCGAGUGAAGGGCCGGACCUGGACGCUGUGUGGCACUCCGGAAUACCUGGCCCCCGAAAUCAUCCUUAGCAAAGGUUAUAAUAAGGCAGUGGACUGGUGGGCUCUGGGCGUGCUGAUUUAUGAGAUGGCUGCUGGCUAUCCCCCCUUCUUCGCUGACCAGCCCAUUCAGAUCUAUGAGAAGAUUGUAUCAGGGAAGGUGCGCUUUCCCUCCCACUUCAGCUCGGACCUGAAGGACCUGCUGAGGAACCUGCUCCAGGUGGACCUGACCAAGCGCUUCGGCAACCUGCGGAACGGAGUCAACGACAUCAAGGGCCACAAGUGGUUCGCCACCACUGACUGGAUCGCCAUUUACCAGAGGAAGGUGGAGGCACCGUUUAUUCCCAAGUGCAAAGGCCCCGGUGACACCAGCAACUUUGACGACUAUGAGGAAGAGGAAAUCCGAGUCUCCUUCACAGAGAAAUGUGGCAAGGAGUUUGCCGAGUUCUAGGCCCAACCAGGAGUAGCGGAAAGAGACAGGGAUGUAGAGAGAAAAGGUGGGAACAGAAGGAACUGGGAGGAGAGGUGAUUAGCUGGACUGCUAACUUGCAUUUUGUAAUUACGACAUCAACAAUGUAACCCACCCACCCCCCAAAUGAAGAGAGAGUGAAAAAGGAGAGAAAAGACCUGAAAGAGCCAGCAGUGUUGCCUUUUCUGAUUGUUUCUCACCUUGUUACUUAUCCAUGUCCUGUUUUCCCUCUUGUGUUUGUGGCAGGGGUAGAAGGGGCAGGGGCUGCACACUUUUGAGUCAUUGCAGGCAGGUUGAGGUAUUGAUGUUCUGUUCUGGUACUGAAUCUAGGCUCCUCCUGAGUGGGUCCUCUCUACAAGCUUCUCAAUGAACGAGGGCAUCUCAUUCUUGUUUUGUAAUUGUCCACCCACUCCUAUCUUUUUACCCAGUUCCCCCCCCUCUGUCCUGAAUCUGUCCAAGCAAUACCAAGUCCAACAGAUGUGCCUAUCAUAAUGCCAACUGGUUGCAAAACCGUGUCGAAAGCAUUGGUGCAGAGCUUUGGCUAUUGGUGGCAUCAGCCCUUGUGCCCUUUCUAGUUGAAAGCUUGACACUCUCUGCACACGCCUUCUGUCCGCUCGUUGUGGCAUGAUUAUUGGGUUCAGAGGAUUCUCUCAUCGCUUGCAGUUCAGGCAGUGCUGACCACUUUUGAUCAGAGAAACAACGAUUUGUCUCUUUUCAUUUAGGUCUUGCUACUUUAUUUUUCGGGACCUGUGAAACAAUUGUGUACAUGAGCAUUUCUAAUGUUAAUUAAAUCUGUCUUUUCCUCUUCAACUGAAUUUAUUAGAGCAUUUUAAAACCCUUUUGAGGAUCAUUGUGUCCUCUCAAGUCAAUCUCUGUGCUUGUGUGUUAGUGUUCAAGGGUGGGUUAAAAAGCAGUGAUUUGGCAGUGACUAACAUAAUGAUCACACACUCCUCUCUGACUAUUGUUUAUUUAAUUCAUAGCACAUUUAUACAUGUAUGUUGAUAUUAUUAUAGAAAAACGUGAAUAUCCAUCUUUUUUCCAAAGUUGUCUCUUAGCUGUGAAACCGAAAUGAAGAUUUCAGAAAUAUAGUAUGAAUUCUGCCAAAUUCGCAAAAGUAAGGACAUUGCUUACGCAAACAUGUAUGUCAGUUAACUAUGAAGGUGGUGGUUUUUAAUACGCAGGAAAAAGUAGCAAAAUGUUUCAGCAAAAUGAUGCAUGUUAUUUUUGUACAAUAUCACUUUUAAAAGAAAGAUGUGAAAGGAUGUAAAGCUCUGGUCGUGGUGAGGUACCUGAGAUUGUUCAAACUGACUCUCACCUGCCCCUUUUGUAGGAUGGAUCAAGGCCCACUUUUUAUCUGCCAGAAAUCAUGUCAUUUCAUUCAGUGUUCAGUUAGAUGUGAACGGUUAAUGCUGAUUUAAUCAUGUUAAUUCACCAGCUCUGUUCAACUUUCUGCUGGCCUUUUUACUCUUAAAUCAUCAUCUUCAAAAGGACACUCAGUCACCAUUGUGACUGUUGGAAGUCAGGAUGAGAAUUUGUGAAAAUAUUUUCAUUUUCCUCAUGAGAAAUGUAUGUAACAAUCUGAUUUAUGGAUUUUGAAAAGCUAUCGUGUGAUUUUUAUUAUUUGAUUUGCAAUGUCGUCUUUUUGGAUGCAAGACAAUCGCAGCCCAAAUCUCACCAAUGGCUGGUGUGUAGACAGAGGUGCGAUGACCCAACCCAUUGACAUGGUUUAGUUGAUUUUCAACCAUGCUUUGUUUUCCCCACAAGCUUUUAUUUGGGGUAAUAAGGUUAUAUUCAUUUCCUAUGUAAACACAAUGUUGACAGUGAUUCGGACACCCCACCAGCCUUUAUCAGGCACCACACAUUGUGCACCUCCUGAAAAUGCAUUUCUUGUAUUUGAUAAUAUACAGUAUUUGUCAUUCAUUCAGUUUUGUCAUUAAGUCUAUUGUAGUAUGGCUUAUUUCUACCGAAUGUUCACAAAUCAAAUUUAUGAAAAUGAUUAUUUGGCAGUCUAGAGGUUACAUCUGGAGCGGUCUGGUAAGAAGGCUACUUUACAGGGGGGAAAUAAGUGUAUUGAGGGAGAUAGACUUCCAAACUUGUGCUCUUUGAAGAAGAAAUGUUAUGUAUUUUCUCACGGUUCUCUGAAUUGUUUUUUUCUUGCAUGUGACGAAACAACUGAAAUGCAAGAUGUCCCAGACCUAUGACAUGUUUUAAUGACUUUGAGAUCUGCAACCAUUCAUUUACCACAAACAACUGAUAUUUUGCUUGUUUCAUUGUUGUGCAUCCUCUGGUCUUUCUAAGCAUCAUUAGUAGUAAUGGAGGGUCAGUGCCAGCUACAGGUAUUCAGUCACCUCCACUGCCUUGCUAGAAUCCUUCGAAGCACACCUCACUUCUCGAAUCAUGUCAUAUAUAUAUUUUUUAAAGAAAUGUGAUUAUGUUAGCCUAAGUUGUGACUAGAAAAUUGGUCAAUUGAUGGUCUUCAGAUAAAGAUUUGUACCCUUUGGUCCUGCAAACAGUUAAGGUUUUGUGCUGGAAAAGUCAAACUCAGUGAUUAGAGUGGAGGGAUGAGCUCCUCAAUCCACUUAUGACACUGAUGACAUGACAGCUUUUUUUUAUUUAAUUUGGCUUUCCUGACCCAUGACCUCAUGUCUAUGAAAUGUUUUUUCCUGUUUAUACUGACCGCCUCUCCCACUCCCCCAGUCAUCAUUAUAACCCUAUCCAUCAUCAGCUUUUCUGUGCUCAUCUUUUCACUCUGUUUGAUUGCCUUUGUUAGCAUUCUAGUUUUACAUACACUUCAUAUUGAACGUCUCCAUUUUUUACAUCAUGGAGAAAACGUUGCUUUACUUUUCAUAUUUUCUAAGUGUAUUUUCAACAAACAAAAAACAUUUGAAUCUUUUUCCUUCCCGAUCUGGGUAGGGUGAUGGUGUAGUGUAUUGUACCCCCCUGGGAAACAAUACUGUAUAUCUCUGCCUUUGACAGUCUUAAUGAUCUUACCUUCUGGAGAACUUGACGGAUACCCUUAGGACACAACGAGUAUGUUUAAAAAAAAUAUUAAUAUUUUGCAAGAUGUAUCAUUCCAAUAAAGUUUUACUUGUUAAAAUUAAAA